Messenger RNA from Tigriopus californicus, 8378 nucleotides. RefSeq lists its product as uncharacterized. Lineage: Eukaryota; Metazoa; Arthropoda; Copepoda; Harpacticoida; Harpacticidae. Gene Ontology annotation, molecular function: serine-type endopeptidase inhibitor activity. The coding region runs from base 815 to 7972 and encodes 2385 amino acids. The record is from RefSeq and is a predicted model, not a curated record. The transcript is spliced from 18 exons.
UGUCAUUCGGACCCCGCGUUGUUGAUCAAACUCGAGAAAGAGAACCGAUUGCCGUGUGAUUUGAAGUGACUGUGAUUGUUCUGCCUUUUGGCAGAGUGCAGGUGAUUGUGAUUGGUGCAAUAAUCAAAUGAUCAUCGGACCAAAAGGGCAGAAAAUUGGGUUGCAUGGCAGUUUCUCAAUGACCGAGGAGCAUCCAAUGGGAUGUGAAUCAUGAAGGUGGUGAUAACGGUCAGUCAUUAUUGUCCCGUCCAUGUCAGCAACUUUUGAAUCGAUUGCUUGAUCUUGGCACCCGCUUUUUCGCUCAUUGUUAUCAGUGGAAGUGCAUGUCAGUGCUCUCAAACUCGACUUUGCCAUUUUCAGCCGAAAGUGACUCGUUCUGAGGGGAACUUUUUUAGAGCUCUGAACGAUUGCUGCCUUAGAGACCAAGGACCAAGACGAUUUCGAGAUCUUGGCUCUUGAGGCGAGUGAAAGGGAAGGAAUCGUUGAAGACAAAAAGAUCAUCAUUUGCAUGAUGAGGUUGGUGGUGAGAUCUGACGUCGAAGAAGAUCAUUCAUUGUGAUUAACAGGAAGACGAUAUCGCCUGAAAAGGCAUCAAUGUGGCCGAUGAAGCGAAUGUCAAUCACGACGUGAUCGUGCGUGAGCGAAAAGCACCCUACCUCCGACGACAGGGGAAGAAAGAAGUUUAAAAAACAUUAUCUCGAACCAUUUACUGGAAUCACCCAUGCAAAUUCAUUGUACCUUUGACUUCCACCAAUCGACAGCUAGACCAGGCUACUGCCUUAUUCUUUCGGCCUUUUAAUAGCGCUCUAACAAAAUGAUUAGCACGCCACAACACAAUCAGGCCUUGCGUAAGCGCCUUCUGGGAACGUUCAAGCACAAUCUGGCAUUGCGAAAAAUCAAGAUGAACAGGGGUUUCCUUUCCAUAUCUAUAAUUCCCACCCUCCUUAUGUCCUUGGUGUUGCUCAUCGUCCCAAUCUUGGCCGAGGGCGAGGGUCGAAACCUUGACAGCCACCACCAAAACCCAUAUCAAAGUCGGGGCGCCUCACUGGUGUAUGAAGGCCCCCAUUCUUAUCAUCAGCAAUCUUAUCCGCCCAAUUACUUCUUCAGUGAUCACGGUCCGGCUCCUGUCUUGCAACGAAGACAACGCCAAUUUGAACCGGACAGGUUUGACGAACCAUUGGUGGCUCAACAACUUCGAGCGGUACCUCAUCAGGAAGAAGUCAAGGUGGAGAUCCGAGAGUUGCCUCCAAGACCCAAGUCGUCACGCUUGUUGUCCAGUCCGUUGAGACCCCAGCAGCAGACGUUUUCGUCGUUUUUUAAUGCGGCUCAACCGGUUAUUCCACAACAUUCAUUCACGCAGAACCGGUUUGCUCCCUUUGGCAGGUCUUUGAGCGGUCAUGAAGAGGGAUCAAUUGCCUUCACCCAGUUCGUUGGUCAACAUCCGACUGAUUCCCCGGACAAGUCAACUGACAACCCAACGGAACUACCCACGGAUUCGCCCCUUACCUUAUUCCACCCCAGCCCUAGUCAUAUGAAGGCGGUUCCAGCCGUCCCUGUGAAGGUUUCUCAAGACUCGAGCAUUCAAAUAUCACAUCCUACCCCAACCUUGUCCUCUUUGACCAGACCUCCUUUGUCGACCCAAGCCACUAGUUUUGCCUCCUUCUCGAUGGUUCAUUUGAACUCGGGUCCUGGGGUGCAACCAUCUGAGCGGCCGGAUAUACUCGAAAGCAAAGUGAACCUGAAUCGGGCUAGGCAACCCGUACGCGGUCCUGCUAGGCAAGCAGUUCCAGAUUCACAUCCAGAAGAGGAUAUUGAUGCCCAAAUCCAUGGAGCUGGCAAGACUAAACCCAUCAAGCGUGUCGUAGUGACUCGGGUUCCCACCAAAGCUGCUCGUGCUUCCCCAACUGCCAGAAAAUUGAUCCCAUCUCGUUCCAUAAAAGCCCUGGAGGAAGAAGAGCCAUUGGCCCAUAUUGUUCCCAGUGAGAUUCCUUCGGUAAGAACCACAGCUCGGACCGGUCGAACCAAGUCAGGCUCAACUCGACCUUCGUUUUUCACGGUCCGUCGCCCAAGCCCUGGUACUUUUAGGAAAAGUGAAAGAGUGAAAGCAAAAGACGACGACGACGACAAAGAAGAAGAAAUAGUGGAAGAAGGUGUGAAGGUAGAGGAAGAGCUUGAAGCUGAAGAGGAGGAGGUCCCAACUGUUCCAACAGUAAGUCCAACCACUCGGACGCCCAAGGUCUCUCCGCUCUUCUCCAAAUUGAGAGCUCGGUCUCGUGGAGCCACGUUCUUUCGGAAAGGUCCCCGACACAACAGAAUAAGCUCCUCCACUUCCGCAACCGAGGCCACCACCACAUCGUCGUCGGAGGAGGUAUCUUCCUCAGCCAAAGAAACGUCGAGCACCGAAUCUACCACCAAGACAACAACAAUAACUACUACAUUGCCAAGUUCGACGGCUCGACAACCGCCUAUCGCAUCUCGAUUAGUGGCCACCAGGGCCAGCUUCCGAUCUCGAGGCAGUUCCAAUUCACCUUCAGCCAAGCCCAACCGUAUUGUUGUCAAGGGCCAAAGGCGGAAAAGCGCCCCCGAAUCGACGUCUACCACUCCUGUUAAAGAAACACCCAGGGCAUUAACCGGGUCUCGCUUCUCUGCUAGGAAGUCAUUGUUGGACCUAAGACCAGCUUUCAGAGCUAUCAAAGCCAAAAAUAGUCCCAAGGAAAAGAAAGAGGAGGAGGAGGAGGAAACAGAAGACGAUGAUGAUGAUGAUGAUGAUGAUGAUGCCACUGAGGAGCCCGAGAUAUCCACCCAUAGGUCGGAGGAGAUCUUGGCCUCCCUUCGACUCUCCACCAUGAAAACGCCCUCCAUUGACCCUUGCUUGCCUAAUAACCACAAAAUCGUCCAAGAUCAGCCUCAGAGGUCGAUUAACCACCAUUUGGCCAAAAGCGGCGAUGAGCCUCCAAUUUGCGACCGGGAUUUGGAGCGGGGCUGGUAUCGAUUUGAAUCGGCGGCUGGGAAUAUUAUGCCCACGGAAUGCCCCGGAGGCAACUAUUGCGGCACGAAUAUGCCCAUUUGGAUGAAAGGCGAUAUACCAUCAGAAGAAGAGGGCACUGUGGAAGCAACUGGUUGUAUUAAUCGUGAUCGCGAAUGUUGCAUCAAUGAGUUGCCAAUGCAGGUGCGAAAUUGCUCCAAGUUCAUUGUUUAUCAUUUGGAGCCCACGCCCACGUGCAGCAUGGGCUAUUGCAUCGGAGAGGGCGUGCCAUGUCCGGAAGGAUUAACUUCGGAAAACGGCUACACACCCUGUAAUUUCACUGCCAAAUUAGAUACCGUAGUUUUGAGCCCUCAAGUCAAUGACAACCACACGGAGGUGACAUUCUCGUGUCAACCUGUCAUCCAAGAUGCUAUUGAUCGGGCUACAAUAUCUGUGGAGAUCGAAUGGUGGGUUGGCAACAUGCUCGUUUCAGACGAGACUUUUGAGCUGAAGGACAGACCCUCGGGCGUCCUAAGUCAAGAUCUGUGGAAAGUUGGCCAUGAGGUUCGUUGCACUGCUUUGGUCAUGCACACCGUAACUGGUUCCGGGACAGAAAAGAAGUCCAGCAAGACAUUUUUCAUUGGAUUGGUAGUGGACUCCGAGACAAGUUUGAUUCUACACGAAGGAGGAGUGGCCCAGGAUUUAAAGAUAUCCUCGACGAUUCCAAUCACAUGUCCCGAUGGUCGACGAGGUCGUCAUUGUUGUUUGGACCUCGAAUUGAGUGAGAAGAUCCAGUCCAGUGGUCAACGUUGUCCCAAUAGGGAGACCCUGGAUCGCUUGGCAUUUCCGUUGUGCAAACCGCAGAUCUGUGAAGACGAUUUCAACUCAUCUGUGUCCAUUUCACUUCGAGUGAAGAAUGACCAUCUCAUCAAUGGAAACGAAACUAUCCACCUUGAAAUUGGUGUGAGUGGAGUGGCUAAAUGGAAGGACUACAAACUACCAGACCAACAGUUACAAGUGGUCUCCAGCGAUGUCCAAGAGUUCUGUCAGAUCAGCUCGUUCCUUACGACCUUCGAUGGGAGUCAAGUUCAAUUGGAUCAGCCAGGGAUCUACACUAUCUAUCGUCAUCAGUCCAAGCCCAUCGAGAUCCAAGCUCAUUUCUUCCCCUGUUCCUUGAGUAAAUUGUGCACUUGUGCCGUGAGUGUUCGGGUUGGAGACAUCUUUAUGGUUCUGGACGUGUGCACCAAAGGACAUCUCCAAGUCUGGGCUUCAACAGAAUCUGGAACUGUUCCGGAUGUAGGCGAGAUUCCGCGUGGAUUGGAGCUUCUCAGUGUGGAUGAAGGCAGAGAAUACAGGAUAUUGUUACCCACUGGAGGGUAUGUGUCUCUGGGGUCCCUUUUAACAAGCCUGAGGAUCUAUGCUUCCCAAGAGGACCUGAAUCAAACUAGUGGAUUAUGUGGCCCUUUUAAUCGGAACAUAAUGGAUGAUUUUAUGAAGCCCAACGGAGAGGUUGCUUGUACUGAAAAGUCGAAGUUACAAACAGGCGGAAGAUUCAAACAACCCACCCCUAAGAAAGCUCUCAAAUGUGUACCAUUCACCAAAUCAUGGAGCUUGGAACGAAAGGAGACCCUUUUUGCCGGAUAUUUUGACAAGACACUAAAUGGAACUCUGCCUACCAAAGCUGGAACUUGCUCCUGUAAUAAGCAACAUGACAAGCGAUCUUCCUUGGUUCACGAGAACAUUGAAGACAUAGGCGAAAACUUUGAAGUAAUGGAUUGCUACGCCGAAGAUCUGGUUUGUUUCCAACAACAAAACUCGCAACCAUUCCUCACGAAAGCGUUUGCUUUGGGGAAAAGUCCGGAUUUUAGACACUUCACGGAUUUGAUUGUCGAACCUACCAAGGUCAACGUCGAAUCGGAUGAAUCGGUCAUUGAGCAAAAAGAGGUGGCUCAAAUCAUCUUGUCAACUUCAGUCCAGUCCUCUCAUACAGGAACACCCCCAGAAGGAUGGACACUGAGUACAGCAGACAAACAUUGCGCCAAUUUCAUCCAAGAAUCUGAUGCCGCUGACCGAUGUCGCUUCGUUCCUGAAAUGGAUCUCUCAGAGGCCAUUCAAACUUGCCGUACCGAUCUUCUAUUUACGGGGAACUUCAGGGUAGCAACCUUGCACCUGGAGCGCUUGAAGGAGGAAUGCCGGGAAUCUCUUUUUCGUAAUACCUCCUUGUGGACUCUGGAGAGUGGCUCAAGCUUCCUGACACCUCCAAGGAGGAUUGCAGAUGCUUUGUGUUUGAAUGAUUGCUCCGGCAAUGGCAUUUGUGACAGAGGAACCUGCAAAUGUGAUUCAGAUUACAUCGGAGGGGAUUGCUCUCAGACGCUGUCAACCGGGAUUCAUACUUCCGAACCACCUCCACCUCAAGUCUCAGCCUUGACAAACUUUGGAUUGUGCGACACAAGAACCAAACCAUGCCGUGAACUCACUGUUUUGGGGGAUGGUCUAGUCAACCAUGAGGCGUUGAAGUGCAAUCUCGAGAUUUACAAGAUCCGAGGAGUCGCUUCCAAGCAAUUGGUAACAGAUCUGGUCAUGACAAUGCCGGCUAAAUUCAUAUCAUACCAGCAAGUACUGUGCCCAUUGCCCGAACUCGAUAUUCAUCAUCCAGACGAUCUGGCCAAGUUGGACUUCAAAGACAACACCGACCAUACUAGGAUAUUCGCCAAAGUUAGCUUGUCUUACGGUCAAGGACCUCGAAGUGCACCAUUGGAUCUUUUGCUCUACGACUCGUUAUGCUGGGAUUGCGAUUCUGCCGGAGAAUGUACGGCCAAAACCAAAGAAACUCGGUGCUUUUUUGCAGCGGGUACUUCGUCCAUUCAAGUGUUCAGAAUUGGUCGGACCAUCUCCACACGCGUUUCACCAGACGAUUUCCGAACCUGUACCUUACCCAAAGACAGCGGGGGUUGCGAUAAUAAAAUCUUUAGAUACUACUACAACGCUAUUGAACGACGUUGUAAACUUUUCGUGUACGGAGGUUGCAAAGGUAAUGGCAACAAUUUCUUGAGCGAGAUUCAAUGCCUUCAGCAAUGCGGCGAUGAAUCAGCCUUGGCGCUUCUACCUGAACCCGAAGUCACCACGGAAAUUGAUACCUGCUCUCAAAUCAAGGACGAGGGCAUUUGCACUGGUUAUGUGCCUAGGUUCUAUUUCAAUAAAAAAUUGGGCCGAUGCGAACUCUUCUCGUAUGGAGGGUGUGGCGGGAACAACAACAACUUUGAGUCCGAAGAUAAUUGCGUGGCUCAUUGUGGUGGCCCUUCUGGAGGCGGAAUCUUCUCACACUCGACAGACGUCUCCCUUGAUGGACCUAGUCCGGUGACCAUUCGGAAAUCCAAGUGCAACUUACCCCUUCACAAAGGCGCUUGCCAUGCAACGUUGAGACGGUUCUUCUUUGAUAGUGAUGAAGGCAGAUGCAAACUCUUCAUUUUUGGAGGCUGUCAAGGCAAUGCCAAUAACUUCGAGACAAUGGAAGAGUGCAUUGAGGAUUGCUCGGGCCCCAAUUUCAUGAAUGGAGAGAAAACAUCUGGCAGUAAUAUCAUUAUCUCAACCACGACACUCGAGCCAACCUCAAAACCCACGUCACUUUCAGGCUCUAAUUUCCAAACUACCAACGUUUGUGAGCUCACCAAAAGCUUUGGCACUUGUCUCACUGUGAGUUUCAGGUACUUUUAUGAUUUCGCAACAAACACUUGCAAACGGUUCAGAUACUCUGGAUGCGGGGGGAACGGCAAUAAUUUCCUCUCUGCCGCUGAUUGUGUUCGAACCUGCGGCGGAGUCUUGGCGGGCGAUAAACGAGCCCCGGAAUUAAAGGUAUCUCCCAGAUUUUACGAGACCAUCAAGCACCGGGCAGAGGGUGAGAUUGGAGGUUACAUCCGGAGCACCUCUACCACCACCACGUCUAGCACGAUUAAACCAACAACUAUGCCCACAACCACCACUGUAUUUGUGGAAUCGACAACCACAAACCCACCCGCCUCAACAGCGGAGAGAAGCACCAGACUCAGGGUGAAGCAAAGGAAGAGGUUCUUUCCUGCCGCCAUCACGGCUGCCACAACAACCAGUAUUAAAUCAACAACGGAACCUUCUACAAUCAUUCACAAAACCACAACGGCUAGGCACCAUAUCGUACGAGCUACACCGAUCCCCCGAGGCCGUUCCAGAUUCGGAACCGGGGUACGCGCUCGAUUCGUAGCGUUAUCCGCCACCACUUCAACACCCAAACCAGAUACCGAAACAAAAGAUGAAGGUAUGAUGGUCAGCACUCAAACCAGCCGGUCCACAAUCGUUCGGGCCAAACCAAAGCGACCGAUAUCGAAUGACAUUCAUGGGCUGAAAGAGGGCCAUGAUUCGGACGAAAGUCCCACACCAAGCGAAUUGAUGGCGUCCACAGGGCAUGCUCACCACAGGUUCAAGCUAUCUAGCUCCCUUCAAAGGCUGCUAAGGAGCAAGGCUUCAGAUCGGAGCAAUAAGCUCAGGGUGUCAACACCAUCCAAAUCUUCCUCAACCUCUGAGGAGGGUGAAGACCGGGAGACCCCUUUCUCCCCCUCCCAUGACGAAGAGGAGGAUCCCAAUCAAACAGAUCUUUCAAGUACAAGCCUCGAGGCGAGUGCAUCAGAGUUAAGGCCCACAACCGUAUUCCGUGGGACCAACAGCCUUUUCUCCAGGCGCAUCUCGAAAUUGUCCCAUGUGCCAGUUAUUGACCAAGUGGUCAAGGCCCCUCUCACUAUGAAAGGAAGUGAGCUGGUGGUUAUCCAUACCUUCUGUCGCCAUUCACCUCCGCGCGGAUCUCAACCGCGAUGCAACAGGGAGAAGCCUCUCUAUUUUUACAACGUGACGUCCGCCACUUGCGAGCCUUUCUAUGACGGCUACUGCGGUCGAAGUCGAAACCGCUUUCCCUCCAAGGCCGCUUGUCUUUCCUCCUGUAUUGUGGCGUCCGAAAACGUCGAUUCGGCCGAAGCUGAUUAAUAAAUUUUCAACCGUUGGUACUGUGAAAUUUUCCUUGUUUUGAAAAUUCUCUAAACCUGUCUUGAGUUAUGCUCACAAAAAUACUUGGCGGGAAGAAAGGAAUUUUGAAAAUUCCCCGGGAACAGCUUUUCCCUUGAAGCCAAGAUCCUAGUCAAGACGAGCAAACCCCAUAGAAGAUUGUGAACACGUUUACCUUUGCAUUCUUUGUGAUCCAGAUUUCAGUGAUUCAAGUGUUUGGCUCUCCUGAAUUUUUGUCCAAGAUUAUCGUUAUUUUUUGUCAAGACUGAAACGAUGUGCAAGGAGCUGCAGAUUUCCCAGUGUUGUUCCCAACCCCUUUUUGAUAUCCAUGCGUUACAUAAAAUGUGAAUCUUUUUAGUCGGAAUAAUAAAUUUGGGAAGUAUUUUAA